Messenger RNA from Miniopterus natalensis, 4150 nucleotides. It is a transcript of the gene CHAF1B, whose product is annotated as chromatin assembly factor 1 subunit B. Gene Ontology annotation, molecular function: protein binding. Gene Ontology annotation, biological process: DNA replication-dependent chromatin assembly; nucleosome assembly. Gene Ontology annotation, cellular component: CAF-1 complex; nucleus. The record is from RefSeq and is a predicted model, not a curated record. Lineage: Eukaryota; Metazoa; Chordata; Mammalia; Chiroptera; Miniopteridae.
CUCUCCUCUGGCUUUGGAAAGAGAACGGUGCCCGAGGAAUAUUUGCGCCCCGCCAAGGCUCAGAAGGAUGAAAGUCAUCACUUGCGAAAUAGCCUGGCACAACAAGGAGCCGGUGUACAGCCUGGACUUCCAGCGCGGCGCCGCGGGGAGGGUCCACAGGCUGGCCUCCGCGGGGGUGGACACCGCUGUCAGGAUCUGGAAGGUGGAAAAAGGACCAGAUGGAAAGGCCAUUGUUGAAUUUUUGUCCAAUCUUGCUCGCCAUACCAAAGCAGUCAAUGUCGUGCGGUUUUCUCCAAAUGGGGAAAUUUUAGCAUCAGGAGGAGAUGAUGCUGUCAUUCUGCUGUGGAAGGUGAAUGACAACAAGGAGCCGGAGCAGACUGCUUUCCAGGAGGAGGCCGAGGCCGAGCUGAAUAAGGAGAACUGGACGGUCGUAAAGACCCUGAGGGGCCACUUAGAAGAUGUGUAUGAUAUUUGCUGGGCCACCGAUGGGAAUUUAAUGGCUUCAGCUUCUGUGGAUAACACGGCCAUCAUCUGGGAUGUCAGUAAAGGACAAAAGAUCUCAAUUUUUAAUGAACAUAAAAGUUAUGUACAAGGAGUAACCUGGGAUCCUUUGGGUCAAUAUGUUGCUACCUUGAGCUGUGACAGGACCCUGAGGGUGUACAGCACACAGAAGAAGCGCGUGGCUUUCAAUGUUUCGAAGAUGCUCUCUGGAACAGGGGCUGAAGGAGAGGCCAGAAGUUACCGGAUGUUUCACGACGACAGCAUGAAGUCCUUCUUUCGCAGGCUGAGCUUCACUCCCGAUGGGUCUCUGCUGCUCACACCAGCCGGAUGUGUGGAGUCUGGUGAAAAUGUAACCAACACAACAUACAUUUUCUCCAGGAAAAAUCUGAAAAGGCCUGUGGCUCAUCUUCCAUGUCCCGGAAAAGCAACGCUUGCAGUCCGCUGCUGUCCCGUCUACUUUGAGUUGAGGCCGGUGAUGGAAACAGACGGACCGUCACAGGGGCCAAUGGUGCGCCUGCCCUACCGCUUGGUGUUCGCCGUGGCUUCGGAAGACUCCGUGCUCUUCUAUGACACCCAGCAGCUCUUCCCUUUCGGCUACGUGUCCAACAUACAUUACCACACCCUGAGCGACAUUUCCUGGUCCAGCGAUGGGGCCUUCCUGGCCAUUUCUUCCACCGAUGGUUACUGUUCCUUCGUGACGUUUGAGAAGGAUGAGCUUGGAAUACCGUUCGUGGAGAAGCCAGAUUUGAGCAUGAGAACUCCUGAUACGGCAAAGAAGACUAAGAGUCAGACACAACAGGGGUCUUCGCCAGGACCCAGACUGGUAGAGGGGACCCCCCCGAGCAAAAUCCAGGACCCUGGCAGUCCCUGCACAGCGCCCCCUCAGGCUAAGCCAUCUGCAGCCCCAGUGACCAAGGACCUGCCCUCUGCUGCUGCCUCCAGGAGCCCAGCACCCGGACCCUCAGAGGAGAAGAGCCCGCCGCCCAGCAGCCAGAACGGGAAAGCGCCCCCACCCCGCAGGGUCACUCUCCACACACUGCAGGCCUGGAGCAAGACGACACCCCGGAGAGUAAAUUUAAUGCCCUUAAAGACAGACACUCCAAGUUCCACACCAGGCACUGUGGUUUCCACCCCUUGCACGGACGGAAUUCAGUCGGAGACACCUGGAGACCCUCAGGGCAGUCCCCCGGAGCUAAAGCGGCCCAGACCUGGGGAGAACAAAGACAGUGAGCAGUGACUGAGCCCUGGAGGAGACCCGUCUUGUGCUUGAGGGCUGCCACGCCUGGGGACUCCUGUGCGCACCGGGAAGGGGCCUGCGCUGAAGACCCCAGACCGGGGCGUCAGACGCUCAUAAACUGAUUUCUGUAACAAGAUGCACAUGGACCGGUUUUCCUCCAGCAAUAGGUUUGCGCUUGUGUUGAGGAUACAGUUUACCCCGGAGAUGUGGACAUUUCAGUAGAGCUGGACCAGCUGAACAGUGUCUGGUGUGAAAAUCCGUCAGGCCUCUCCUGCGAUACUUCUGUGGAAGUGCAGGCACCUCAUGGUGGACCCUCCGAAAGCUGGGACUGGAAAGGGGUUUGUGAAGGUUUAUUCUGUCAGAUUCUGGAGUGUGAAUGGUUAUUAGAUUUAGCUUCUAAAUAGUUGACUAAUUUUUGGAAGUUUGUUACAUUUGCUUUCUGACUUUAAAGGUAAUAAUGCCCAUUCUAAAAAGUUAGUAAACUAGAGUGAAGGAGGAAAGAACAGGGUGGGGGUAGGAACCCCGUCAUCUCACCCCCAGAGGGAGCCCUUGUUACUGUUUUGGCAUAUUUCCCUCUUCACAUUUUUAUUUGUUUUUCUUUUUAAGGAGAGGGUUGAGAUUUUACUUUAGAUACAGUUUGGUAUCCAAAUACAUUCACUUUUUAGAUUGAGUUUUCAAAGCAAGAAAAAGUAACUUAGCAAUUUACGCCCACGCCUCUGCUUUUCGAGGACCCUGGGAGGGUGACGACAGUCAGGGAUUGUUGCUGCAGGAGGCACGGUGAGGUGACCCAGAGGCGGCCAGUGUGGCAGCUGGUGGAGCCCCUGUUUAGGAGCUGGCACUGAGAAGAGAUGUCACAGCGGGAUGUGAAUCAGUGCUUGAUGCCUGUCACUUUGGCUUAGUGAACACGAGCCACGCAGAUGGGAGUGCUACACCCAGGGCCUCCUUCCCGGUCGGACAGGCGUCGGCACGAGCAUGAGCGACGGCCAGGAGCUGCCUGCCAAGCCCCUGCCCGGGGACAGGAGGAGACUAACUCGUCAGCAGCCACAGAGGAAAGAACUGGGGGAAAGCAUCGCUUCUUUGCUUAAUCCACGAACUCGCCUCCCUUUUAGACGGGAAGAUGGCAACAGGGUCAUUUCAGUGCGGAGACCUGGAAGGUGGACGCCUGCGGAGCUGUCACCACGCAGGUGUGGGUCACAUUUGGCGUGGAGAUGUUUUAAACUGCCAGUCGUGUCUGUUUUGACCGGUGGUUCUCAGCGUUAGCUGUGCAUUGAAAUUACUUGAAGAGCCAACCAAAAUAUUGACGCCUGGGUCCCCUGCAGAGGGUCUGGUCUGAUCAGCCUGGGGCUCGGUCUGAACGUCAGGGUCCUUUCAAGCCCCUCGGGUGAUUCUGAUGCGGCCAAGUUGGGAAAUCAAGGGAAAAGGCCUUCCGUGGAAAUGGUCUCUUCUGGUACAUGCUUUGCCCCGAAAGCUCUCGCUUAUUCUGCGCUUCGUCCCUGACUGAGGGGGAAGCUCCCUCACCAGGGCCCCAGGCUGGAGGGUGGCAUGUGGGAGACGCUUCCAGCUCCUCAGGGGAGAAGGGUUGUUUUCAGCUUCUCGAAGCCGGAGUGACGUGUGUUUGAGGUCGUCCCUGUGCAGGCGGGACUGGCCAUGGGCACUCACAUCUGCAUUCGACGGUGCUGUGGACCCUUCUUACUAAAAUAGUGCCCAGGCCCGGGCUCUGAACACUUCCAGUGGGGGAGCAGAGGGAGGGUGGGUGGCCCACCCCUCCCGAGCCUGGGGUCUGGGGGCUCCCACAGCUUCCCUUUUUGUGUUAUUUUGCUGUAUUUCAUUCUCUUCUCCCUCACCCAGUGUAUGUGUGUGUUUGUCCAUCUGUCUCUAUCUUAGGAUGGCUAGACCUUGAACAAAUUACUUCAUCUGAAGAAGUUUGUUUACAGCUCCAAAAACUUGGACUUCACCUGUUUCACAGGGGAGGGGUAAGAGGACAGAAAUGAGAGAUGGGGUUAAGUGGGUGCAGGUAAGCCCGAUCCCACUUCCCCCUACGCACACACGUGCAUGUGCAUUCUUGUGGCCACUAGGCGUCACUGUCCUCACUGCAUCUGCUCAGUAGUAGGGCCUCCUCGGCUUGAAGGUUCUGCAGGCCGCUUAGCCCCUCCUUCCAGUGGUCCCUGUCCCUCAGGCUUGUUCAAGUGGCCUUGGACAUUGGUUUCAGCCCCUGGUGGCCACACCUAGAGGGGAGCAUUGUUCAACAAAUUGGGUGGGCCUCAGCACCUGAAGUCUGGCCUUUGUCAGCACGGACAUGGCCAGCAGAGAGAAAAAGACUAACCUGGAUCCCCUGUAGAAGUCCUGCUUUUUCAAGUUUUGGCUCUGAGAGACCUGUGAAGCAACAAGUAUUGUCCCUUUAAAAGCUGUGGC